GCAGUGAACGUCAGUUGUUACCCGGUCGCCGCGGCGCGCGUACUGUCUCGUGCGUUUGAUACUGUACACAUAUCAAAUUUCACUGCGAAAAUUUGAUAUCGUCGUCGAAUUGUGAAGUGAUUGAAAGUUCGCGAGUUGACCGGUAAAUUCGAAGUUUAUACCCAGUUUACGCCAUUUUAUUUGUUUUGUUUGUAGUUUUGUGCUUCUUUACUUAUACUGUGUUUUCGUUUUGUUCAAGUGAUUGUUUGACGGUACCCGUUUUUGUAACAAAAAUGUAGAUAGACAUAGGUAACGUCUACUUUUACAAAAUAAAGUACGAUGUCUAUUGACCAGGCAUCACCACUGGUGCCUAUCAAGCCUCAGAUAUCGCUGCAAAACAGCGCCUUCAUCAAGAACAGCCAUAACCGAAGUAGUUUCUGUGGAGCAACUCCGUCACCAACAAAUGGCAAUAGAACGUUCAAAACUUUCUCCGUAAAUCGCAAGAGUUGGAGUGGAAAUGUGACGCUUCCACUCCAACAGUUUGCGUUAGAUGAACCGGCACCUCAUCUCGGGACAUUUCGCUCCGGUACAGGAACUUUCCCGAGGAAUAGAGAACGUAACAACAAUGCUGCCUCAAACGGAAUAUUAACACCUAACGGGAACUCUGUGCAGACGCUUAAAGGAAAUGAAGUGAGGAGAAGCGGAUGUUCUAACGGCCGUCGGUACGCUGAGAUCGGAAACUGGAGCAAAAGAGUCGAGAGAGUCUGUCGUCAGACGGAGAAGGUGCUAAGGGUGACUGCUCAUCCGUGGGAUCCUCAGGGUCUGAGUCAGAGGAGCAGCCACCAUGCGACAUCGGCGUGUUGGAGCGACUGAUCAGGACGCAUCCCGUCUGGUUUUUACCUGGAAUCCAGAGAGCUGGCGCUUUCCACCUGUUACAGGGAAAGGAGGAAGGGAACUUCGUGGUGCGUCAGUCAAGCCAGCCCGACACGAUGGCGAUCUCCGUCCGGCUCCCGGCAGACAAAGGGCCGUACAUCGAACACUAUCUCAUACAAGCAGCGAGCGGACGCAUCGGACUAGAAACUUCGCACAACCGCUUCGAUAACAUACCUGAGCUGAUCGCACAUUACUCACAAUGCUGUGACGAGUUACCAGUGCAGCUUCAGUUGCCGAAGCCUCUCCGCGAAGCCAAGAGUCGUCACCAGCUCAGCUCGCUCGCUCUCCUGGGGCAGGAGUUCUGGGGUUACCCCAUGGCCAACCCGAAGAACUCCAGCAACCUGCUCUCACCGUGCCAACUCGCCAAUGGGGUGAUACCUAUGGCGGUCACGCCGUCUGAUACUGGAUCUAGUCUUAGCAGUUUUAAUGCCAGUACAACGGCGAUUCCUCGAGAACAAGUCCUAAGUCCGGAUAAGGAUCAGAACGUUGUUCUAAAAAUGUCCCCAGUCGAUACAUCGGGCUCUCCACCGGGUCAAAGUCAGAGCCUCAGUACAUUUAAGGGUAGAACUGCGCCUUCCCCACCGGCGAAACCUACUGGAUCUUUCAUCAGAGCUCCUCGACCUACCCCACCGAAUACACUAAACCUGAUGUCAAGUACUGCGCAUAUAACACACCCACACACAUUUCCAACAUGUAACAACGCUCACUCGCCGACACACACAAACAAUGUAAAAACAACCCCGCCGCCCCCUCCUCCGAGAUGGGCGAAACCGCCAUUUUCCAAAAUGUCUGUAUCCCCAACAUCUGAAUCCCUAUGCUUUAGUCCCAUUAACAAAGCCGCAAAUGGAAACAUAACAGUCACGACAACAGUAACAUUUAGCGUCAACAACACACAGAUACACAAUCAUCAAAUCAAUGAAAGCAUACAAAGCGAUCGGUUGCAACUAACGCUUGCAUCUAACGCCAUCAAUAAUAACAGUUCUGACGCGGGGUUCAGCAUAAUGGAUGCGAAAAGCAUAACAGAAUCGAAUGGAGAUUUACAGAACAUGAUGCACCGUCUGACACCAGAAGGAGAGUGUAUUAGUACAAUGACAGCUAGUUUACAUGGGAGCUUCAAAAGACAAAUCGCUGAACAGAAUGCCGACGCAGGAUCACCUGUAGAACCCCAAUCUCAUACAAAUACGUCUGAAUCAGUCGAUCCAGUAGCGAACUCCUUAACCAAGUCGAGUAACGCUUUCGCUUCUAAUCAAUUAGUAUCUCCAAAUGGGACGAACUCCGUUACCAGUGGUAUAUUUUCUCCAACAAGUCAAAUAAACUCACCAGUGUCUAAUGAUACUAUUUCAUCCAAAAGUGGAGUAUUUUCACCCAUGAGUCAAACAAACAAAAGUGAAGUAUUUUCGGCCAUAUCUCGAAGUUCACCAAUAUCCAACAAAAAUGUCUUUUCUCCCACUUCUAAUAACUCUAUUGUAUCUCCAAUGACUUGUAAGGACAGGGAUAAAGUAUUGUCUCCUAAUACUAAUACAACCAGUACAACACCUUCUGGUCGAUCAAGGAGGAGUAAACACUCUCUACGCAAGGAAUCCAGACAUUAUCAGGAAUCAGAUAUUCUUGAGUCUCCAGGUGUGUAUUACAGAAGUUCUUUGAUGGAUAAAGUAAGCGAUUAUGAGGAUAUAUGGGGACCAGAGGGAAAUAAUUGCUCAACUUUCAAGCCACUUAAGUCUGAAAAUGACAAUAAUGUUAGUAACGGUAUAAUGAAGAGUAAAAGGCCGGAUCUUUUACCGGAUACACUACCUAAAUUAAACGCUGCAAAGAGUACACAAUCUUUCACAGAAAAAGAAAACAUGAUAAUACUCAAUUCGACUGAAAGUCUGAAUGAAAAGAAAAAUCACUCGGACAAUUCUCUCAAGAAAAGUUUUAAUGGAUCCAAUGAAAUUAUAGCGACGACAAACAGUAAAGGGGAAGUCGUGCCAAAAAGGCCAGACAAACUUAAUAUUGUUAUGAAUAUGAAUAAGAAAUUGACUGAAGAAAUAGAAGCUGCUUUAAAAUUAAGAGAGAAUCACAAUAAUAUUGAAAGUAUGGAAACUGUUAAAUUGGAAGAUGACUGCACGCCAACUAAGGACUCUGAAAAGGACCACGCAGGCAGUCCUUUUUAUGCUGAUCCUGUCGAUGCAAUAAAAGAAGCCGCUCUGCCACCUGUACAACGUCGUAAGCUUCUGAGAACUGGUGUGAUGAAUGUCUCUCAGCGAUACUCAGAACCGCCAACACAGAAUCAUCCCUAUUAUCCGCUACGAGAUAUGCACAGUAUUGAAGAACUGUCACCAUCAUCCCCAAAUACGUCCACAUCAGUCGACAACCUUGUGUCGCUCAGGGGAAAGCCAAAAAUGAAACCAGUAGAACCUCCACGAGUUGCAAUUAAACCUCCUACUGGUAAAAACGAGCACACCUGGGCGGUGGACUCUAGCUGGCAGUUUAUAAAUAAAAAUGACGAAUGCUCAAACAGUGAAAAUGGCACCUUCCCUUCUCUCGCAGAGCAAGAGAGUCGACUGAGCGGCGUAGACGACACUGUGCACCAUCUCACCGUACACCAAGUAGUCGCACAAAGAUUUCCAGAUUUACGUCUCAAUGCUGAGCCGGUGGCACUGCCAGAAGAGAUACGUUCCCCGCCACGUGCAUCCUGUUACGACAAUGUACACGAUCUGAGACCGCUGUCUGAACAAGCUAGCGAUGAUGGCACAGUAUUCUCGGAGCCAUGGGAUAGCACACAGUGGGAUGGACUCAUACCACCUUCCAACCAGCCUUCUUAUGAAGCCGAUGAACCAUGCGAGUGGGAGUCUCCUAUACCAAGGCGAGGAAAUGGAACAAUGAGAGCAAAAAGCUUCAGAGAUAGACUCGAUCCUUUACUAGCAGCGGGUCGUGUACGAGCUCUGCGUGGCGGAAGGACGUCGCGCGGCGCAGGCGCGGCGUUGCGAGCUUACGCCUUACACCUUGCCCAGGACAAGAGUACCACCUUCGCGCAAAAUGUGGAUAACUUCAUCGCCUGCACUCUGGAUUCCAAGGAAACUUGUCCUCAGGUCAUGAUGAGAAACAUGAGGCAGUUUAUGUCAGGGAUGAAGAAUUAUCUAGUGAAACACGGCGAAAGGGAGUUUGAGAAAGAAGUGGAGAAAGAGAGAUUAAAGUUAAAACCAACGGAGUUCCUCAACAUAGACGCGAUAUUAGAAGGUGUAAUGCACAGACUGGUAGUGAGGCCGCUACGGUCGAAACUUUACACGUUAUUGGCUUCGUGGCAUUCGGCUGAUGUUCGACAGUUACAUGCGGCGAUAGAAAGGGCUCAACACGCCACACCUCUGCAGUUAGGAAUUAAGGAGUCGACGAAAGUACCAUCAUCGGCGGUGUUGGCUGUGAUCUCGAAACACUUUUUGAAGAUGCAGGAAGCGGAUUCACCGUUGAAUAAACUCGAAAAUCUUCUCGCUGCUAUAUCAGUUAUGUUUAAUGCGAUUCGGGGCGAACGUACUCUAGGAGCCGACGAUCUGCUGCCGGUGCUAGCGUGGACAGUAGCAAGAUGUCGACUAGUGUGUGCAGAGUUAGAAGCGGAGCUGAUGGCGGGGCUGCUUCCAGCUGCAUUGUUGGCUGGAGAAGGUGGAUAUUACUUGACUGCGCUGUUCUCCGCUGUUGCAGUGUUGAAGAGGUUGGCUCCGGACCCUGGACCUGAUAGUGCUACACCUUGGCGCCGUGGUUCAGCGGAAUCGAACCGCGAAGGCUGCGGGGUGGCGGUAGUUAGAGUGGCACUGCCCGACGAGUGUCGCGGCUCCAUACGCCGCGUGGCGCUACCGUGUCGGCCGGGCGCGCGGGCGCGAGACCUCUGCCGCGCGCUCGCACACGCCGCCGCCAUCACCAACCCGCAGGACUACGCGCUGUUUGCGUUGCACGACGGACAAGAAACUAUGCUGAACGAGAACGACUGUCCACAAGAAGUGAUGUCAGAGAAAAGCGGUCAAAACUUCAUACUGGCCUACAAGAGGAUAGAUGCCAAAAUCGCGUGGCCGCAGCAAGCUUUAUUAUCAUACCCAUAGUGGAACAGUGCAACAAGAAAUCUCACACAUAAACCAAGGAACAAGAAAAUAAGUCAAGCAAAACUUGUCUUUCGUAUACCCACACUAAAACAUAACCGACAAAUAAUAAUGGACUCAAUAUAGCUAUAUUUUUGUCACCAGAACGAUAAAGUGAUAUUUUCUACGAUAUUACCCGCUUUGUACGGUACAGUUAUAUUAGUCUUAGUACAUCGCGACUAGGCAGUAUUUUUCAAGCCUUGCUAUUUGCUAACCGGUAUAUUAAUGUAAACGUAAAGUCGGUCAAAAGAAAUCAAAUAAUUGUGAAAUUUCAUUAAGUAUUUUAAACCACCUUUUUCAAAUUUGUACCUCAGAAAUACAAUAUUACCAAAACAAAAACUUCACAGGAAAAGUUUUUGUAAUUCUAACUGUUCGUAGGCACCUCCUUAAGUUUCAUUAAGUCAUAAUUUUGUUUUUACUCAACAAGAAGUUAGUUAUAACUUGCAUUCACACCAGUUAUUAGUGACCACACGAUAACCUGGAAAAAUUACGAGUUACUUAUUUUAUUUGUAUAGGUUUGUAGAUACGCGAUAUUGCAUCGAUACGCUAAAUCACAUGACGGUGUGUCAUUAUUGGUAAUGCUUAAAGCUUAGCAUAGCAGACUAGAAAUCGAACCCUGGACUGACCAAGAACAAGAAACUCAUAAUAAUUCUACGCCAGAGGUCGUCAAAUUACGUAAAAGUAAAACAAUUCCUGUGAUUUUUUAAAACAACAACAAUUGACGGAUUUAUUUUAGGUACUUUUUUGUUACUGAGGUACGCAUUAACUUACAAAACCUAAAAUUCAAUAUACAAGUAGGUAUGGUUUUUUAUUAAACACGGAGUCAUGUCUUUUGUAGUUAUAAGACGUUUUAAGUAUUACAUACAUUGGACUAAUUUAUGGUGCAUUGAUAGGAGCCCAAUCAAGUCACUAAACUCAAUGAAAAUUAAAUUUGAAUAUUAUUAUUUGAAUAACAAUUCAAUGUUUAUUGUAAAAAGGUUUCCAAGACUAUUGGGUAUAGCUUUACACCAAAUUAGUCCAACUUACGUAGUUACGACUUUAAUUAUAAUUCUCAUAAUUAUAGCUUUUUUACCCCUUUAGGCUAGAACUAACAUUUUAUAUAAUAUGUAACAUUUCGACUGAAUAUUUUUGAUUCUCCCAAACUUUUUUGUACAUUUUUAUCGCGCGUGUUUUGAUUCUGACGUGUGGUGUAUCUAAGUGUUAAUAUUAAGUUGUUUUAUUUAAUAAUUUAACGUAAGCCGCUACCUUAUAAAGGUAUUUUAUUCGGGUGUAUGUAUGUAUGUUCCUAAAUUACUAUGUGUACCCUGAAAACAAAAACUCACCAAAUUGUUGUUUUUAAUUUUAAAAAUAUUAAGGUUUUUCUAGUUCUAACUUUCAUUUAAAAAGUAUCUACUCUAACUUUUAUAACACUAACUUGUUUAUUGAACUGUGAUGUAAUUUGUAUUAGUAAUGUAAGGUUUGUAUUAAUUUUGUAUAUUCGUAGAGGAUUUUCUUAAUAUAAUUUAUUUAAACGUAGCACUAAGAGAACGUACGAUUCAGUGUUAAACUUCUGUUUACAAACAUUACUAUGAAGUUUUAUAAUGCAACUGUGACUAUGACUGUCCUACCAAUACAUAUAUCUUAAAAUAAGCCUUGAAAGUUAAAGGAUGGAUUAAUAUCUGAAAGACCUCGAUUCAAUAUUUGCCAACUUCAAUUUUGUUGUAUCUACUCAUCAUUUUACUAGACUAAUCGAAAUGAAAUAUUAGUCCCAUUGAAAACAACAGAUCUUCAUAAAUAAACAUAAAGUUUAUAUUAAUAUUUGUAAACAAGAGUGUUUUAUAUGACUGAUGAAUAAAUAUAAGCUCAAAUAAAAAAAAAAAUUCUGAAAUGAAAAUUGAAUUGAAACAUCUAUAAAUCAAUUAAUCAAACUACUAAACUGAAUUUCACGCGGUCCUAAUAGGUAUGUAUCUUAUUUAACUUGGAGAACAUUAUAACUUCAAUCAGAUUAGAGAAAAAAAUUAUAAAAAAAAACUCUAGGCUACCUAUUACCUUAAUUUGGACCAUUAAAUACUUUAAAACGAUUAUAAAAGCUAAUAUUUAUUCAUCAUCGAAGUUAAACAUAUUCAGAUAUGGCGGUAUAAAUAUAUUUACUUAUCAAUUUUAAUAUAUUAAAAUUUGCAUACUAAGAUAACACAUUUCUGGUUUUAUAAAUUGCUAAAAUUAAACUAAACUAUCUAAUUUAAGUCUCAUUCAGGCUUUAGAUUUAGUUCUAGUUAAUUGAAUAAGAUUCUUUCUCAAUAUGUGCAAACAACUUGGCGUAUUUCGCUUUUCUAUGUAUUUUUGUUAUAUAAACGAAAUUGGGAAUUAACCUUUUAACCUUUAGGUUUAUUACGAGUAUAUUCAUAACUUAAAAAAAUGAAGUUUUGUUAAAAAAAUUGUUAUAAAUAAACAAAUUUAUUUCGAUUUAAUAUAAUGUACAAUAUGUAUGAAUGGAUGAGUGAAUAAAUCCAAUUUAUAACAUAACACGUAAUGGACAUAGACAUAGAAAAGCGAAGUUUUCCAAACUGUACUUUGUAAAAUAUAGACCAGUUUAAGAUUAUACUACAUUUUGCAACGAAUUUCUUAGUAGUUAUACUUUUCAUAUAAUUAGCUUAACGAAUGUUACCGACGGAACAUGUAAUCUGAUAAUUAUGCGAUAAUAUUAAUUAAUUAUUUAUUCCGCUUGAAUAUUAAACCAUAGUUUUAGCAGUAAAUAAAUGUUUAACAUUUGUAUGAUUUAGGAUACAUAGUAUUUUUGAAAACCGCGUAUCUGAAUGUGUAAAUCAGGUAUCACACCGAAUUAUUUAUGAUAAGAAUAAACAAUGGCGUUGUUAAAAAAACAUUGCAUAUUAGAAUUGUUUUUAUAUGGGAUUUUUUUUUAAUUAUAAUUAAAAUCUAUAAAGUGAAAAAUAAACCCUCAAGGGUUAUAUUUCAACCCUUACGAGUAGAUAUUGCUCGUCUUUUUGUUUAAUUUUAAUUGCCACUAGAUUUUUUUUUAAAUUUCUACCAACAUUUGAAAUGCGUACAAUGUACAUAGUACGUAUUGCUACUAAGAUUUUUUUAUGGUAUAAAUUCUUUAGUAAAUAAUUCGGUGGAUUACCGCGUAUAUGCCUAAGUACAGUUUUGUAUUUAUUGCAUUCUUGUAUUUUAAAGUUAGCUAACACGUAUAUUGUGUUUUGAUAACAAUUUCAGUCAUUUGUGAGAAAUAAAAUGAAUUUUUACCAAACUAUCA
Molecule: messenger RNA, 8268 nt
Organism: Bicyclus anynana (squinting bush brown)
Lineage: Eukaryota; Metazoa; Arthropoda; Insecta; Lepidoptera; Nymphalidae
Gene: spri
Product: protein sprint
Biological process (GO): signal transduction; vesicle-mediated transport
Cellular component (GO): endocytic vesicle; cytosol
Molecular function (GO): guanyl-nucleotide exchange factor activity; small GTPase binding
Source: RefSeq, a predicted model, not a curated record